AUGUUCAUCACCUACUACAGACAGAAGCCCCCGGGCGGUGCCGCGUCCUGCUGCAAGAGGACCAGGAUGCUGAUCAACUCGGUGGUGACACCGAUCUCAUUCUACAGAAACUGCUACUAUCGAAAGCUGGAGCGUUUCGCCGACGCCGUCGUGACCCUCGGGGAGGACAGCGUGGCCAGGUGCCACUCGCCUGACAGUCCAGCGCGACCCAACUGCUGGACUCGGCAAUUGUUCAGCGCCGGGAACUGGGUGUUCCCGGUCCUCUGCUUUUUGUGGCUGGGGUUCGGUUGGCCUGACGACAACUAUGUCAGGAACAAGUCCCUACUCGCUGGUCUUGGGGCCAGGGCUUUCCUGGCGGCGUUGCUCAUGUCGGCCUAUUCCCUGAUGCACUAG
Molecule: messenger RNA, 393 nt
Organism: Prorocentrum cordatum
Lineage: Eukaryota; Dinophyceae; Prorocentrales; Prorocentraceae
Source: the annotation of a GenBank genome assembly